GGACAGAGGCGGCGCCGCGGCCGCCGCGAAGGGCCUUCUGACGUGAACACCCUUUUAAAAGUCGAUAGUUAUUAAAGUUCAAACUAAUUAAUUUUUCUUUGUAUUUAUUUUUUAUUCAUGCAACCAGGGCUGCAAAGCCAUUCUGCUAUCGCCCGAGGUCAAUCGAUAGUUAGCACAUAUGGUCUAUCGAUAGGGGGCAAAAUGUAAACAGGAAAAAAAUAGAGAAAAAUACAAACAAUACAGACAGGAAAAUAAGCAGCGCGUGCCUGGCAGAGAUUUUUUCAUCGCCAUACAGGAUCGAAAAAGCGAAAACUGUGAACGGAGAAUAGAAUAAGCAAGAGCUACGCACAAAAGCGAGACGAGAGACGCGAGACGAGUUGAUACGGAACAAAUGGCUGCGGCCACCAACAACGAUUCCUCCACCUCCGGCGUGGAGGCGGCCAAGGAGGAGGUGGAGAUGUCGCCCGUGUCCAUGGCCCUCACACGCUCCAUGCCAAUGCCCAUGCCCGCGUCCAAGGGCAUCAUGAUCACGCCGCCGCCGCCGGUGAUGCCGCCCACGCCCACCUCGUCACCCAACACGCACGGCGAGUGGCCGCACAUGAACUUCAACCUGAACCUAAACCUCAAUCUGAACAUGAAUGUGAACGUGAACCCCAGUGCGAGCGCCGGCAAUCCGAACACGAAUGCAUUCCAGCUGACCAGAGACCGGGGCGAGCACUUUGCGCUGCCGCACCUGCCGCCGCUGCCGCUGAACCCCAACGCCCCCAAUGCCGAGUAUCUGCCCAGCCUGAUCCAUCCGAGCACUUUGCCCUCGGGCAGCAAGAGCUUCAAGAUGCGUCCGCGAAUGCAGCGUCUAAAGCAAUACUGCAGCUACAGCAACAUCCUCACCCAGUCGAACGGCCGCAAGCUGCGCACCGCCGCCUCCACCUGCAACAUUGAGCUGCUCAACCGCAUCUUGGAGGCGGGCGCCAAUCCCAAUGCCGCCGACGAGUACAAUCGCAGUCCCCUGCAUUUGGCCGCCUGUCGCGGCUACAUACCCAUCGUCCAGCAGCUGCUCAAGUACGGCGCCAAUCCCAAUGUGGUCGACUCGCUGGGCAACACACCGCUGCAUUUGGCCGUCAUCUCGGCCAGCUCCAACAACUUCAACAUCGUGGUCGGCGUGCUGCUCCAGGGCGGCGCCAGUGUCCACAUGUACGAUCGCAGCAAUAAAUCACCGUUGGAGCUGGCCGAAGCCAAGCUGAGAUUGCUGCGCAAUCGCUAUGAUCAUCCCACGCCGGAGACGGCCAAGAUCCUGGAGGACAUGUGCAUGCUCACCACGCUGAUCUUGCGCUACAUGGUGAAGCAGCAGCGCGAGCUGGAGGAUCUCUCGGCGCUGGAGAAGCGUCUGCAGAACCUAAGCACCAGCGAUGAUCAGGAGCAGGUCGUAUCCCAGACCGCCGAUGAGCUGCUAGCCAGCGUCGAGCGGUUGUCCAUCAAUAACAAGUAGGCGGGGCGGAAUGGUUCGGAACGGAAAGGACGCUGGACGCCAAGAGGUCCAUUAUCCGGAGGCGGGCUCAAAUUUCGUUCGAUGAGUUGAGAAAAAAUUUGUUUAUCGUUUCCUAAUUUGGCUGCCGUUGAGCUGGAGUUGGCAUCGUUGGAAGCGGCUCGGAGGUGAUCCUGGAUAACAUCCCGAUCCCAUCUAGCUGCCACAAAUCCCGACCAACGCUCUCACACACA
Messenger RNA from Drosophila serrata, 1716 nucleotides. RefSeq lists its product as uncharacterized. Gene Ontology annotation, molecular function: protein binding. Lineage: Eukaryota; Metazoa; Arthropoda; Insecta; Diptera; Drosophilidae. The record is from RefSeq and is a predicted model, not a curated record.